AUGAAAUUGGUUAUUGGUUUAGCUAUUUUAUUGACAUUGAGCAGUUGUGCCUCAUUCUUGGAAGAAUAGCAGCCCCUUGAAAAUAAAAUAUAUAAGAUAAAGCUUGAAAGAACAGAAUCAUAAGCUAAAAAGUCAUUAUUUGAUUUCAUCACAACAAGCUAAUAAUACAGGAAUUCUCCUGAUAUAUUGGAUGGGUCAGACUUGGCUAUGGCACAAACACAAUAAAAGGAAUCUAUAAAACUGUAUAAUUUUAAGAAUACAUAAUAUACAGGAGAGAUAGGGUUAGGUGAUUAAGGGAAUAAAUUUAAAGUAAUCAUUUUAUCUAUUUAGGUUAUCUUUGAUACAGGAUCUGCUAAUAUAUGGUUGAAUUCAGCUAGAUGUAAUGACUAUGGAUGCAAAAAUCAUAAACAAUAUGAUGGCUCAAAGAGUUCUACAUAUGAGCAUUUGGGAUAUGAUUUAGACGUUGAGUUUGGAACUGGAGAAUUGAUGGGUGAAGUAAUAACUUGCUAAAUAAUAGAUCAAUGCAGAUACUGCUUUUGUGGGUGGUGUGAAGAUAGCAAAAUAAGAAUUUGCUGAAAUUGUUAGAGAGAAUGGUGAUGUGUUUGCUUAAUCUGAUUUUGAUGGAAUUGUUGGAUUAGCAUAUCCUUCUAUGGCUGCAUAUAACUUCAAUCCAUUGUUUGAUAACAUCAUAAAAUAGAAAUUGUUGGACAGAAAUGUGUUUUCUUUCUAUUUUUCAAGACAAGAAGGUUCAAGAUCCUCUGAGUUAACUUUUGGUGGAUGGGACACUGAUCAUUUUUAGGGAGAGUUACAUUUUCACAACGUUGUAAAUAAAUAUUAUUGGUUAUUGGAUGCCGAUAAUAUUUUAGUAAAUGGAUAAGAUCUAGGGUUAUGCAAACAUGGCUGCAAAGUAGUUGCUGAUACUGGUACUUCUUUGUUAACUGGACCAUCAGAUGAUUUAUACGGCUUAUUGGGUAUACUUUAAUGAUAUAAACAAAGACACUUUGAACAUCGAUGAAAAUUGUAAAAAUGUCAAGGAUUUGCCAAAAUUAACAUUUGUUUUAGAUGGAAUUAAUUAUGAUUUGGAUGCUAACGAUUACGUGAUGAAGAUUGACUCCUAAGGAAAUGAAGUUGCUUAUGAUACAUUUGCAAGUAGUGACAGCUUUGUUGAAAUGGGAGGUAAUUGCCAAUGUGUAGGAUCAUUCAUGCCUUUGGAUAUUCCAUCACCUAAUGGCCCAGCUUGGAUUUUGGGAGAUACUUUCCUAAGCAAAUAUUAUUCAGUCUAUGAUAGAGAUAAUGAUAGAGUUGGCUUCGCAAGAGCAAAAUGAUAUACAUAUUCUAUCAAGAUAUUAA
This is a messenger RNA of Paramecium octaurelia, 1350 nucleotides long. The record is from the annotation of a GenBank genome assembly. Lineage: Eukaryota; Ciliophora; Oligohymenophorea; Peniculida; Parameciidae.